Molecule: messenger RNA, 1651 nt
Organism: Nylanderia fulva
Lineage: Eukaryota; Metazoa; Arthropoda; Insecta; Hymenoptera; Formicidae
Gene: TyrRS-m
Product: Tyrosine--tRNA ligase, mitochondrial
Biological process (GO): tyrosyl-tRNA aminoacylation
Cellular component (GO): cytosol; mitochondrion
Molecular function (GO): tyrosine-tRNA ligase activity; RNA binding; ATP binding
Source: RefSeq, a predicted model, not a curated record
UUGGAGUAUGUGUUGCACGCGUGUGUGCAUUUUGAGGUUAGAAUUGAUUAUUUGACAAACAUUAGUGCGCUACGUAACUUGGACACGCAUAUUUUCACAGAAUAAAUGCAAAACAAAAUCUGAUUUCAUAAAUACGAAGACAAUUAAUCUAUAUCGUAGCGUUAACGUAUCGAAAAUGUACCAUAAAAUGAACUCUCGUAUUUUAUUGAGGUUAUGUUCCGCUAUCAAUCGCGUUGUUUUUGACAAAACACGUAGAUUUUACUGUAGUAAGAAUAUAUUGAAGCUUCAUGAAAGAGGAAUGUAUGAAGACAUAUUCCCUGCCAAUAGUACGGAUAAAAUAUUAAAUUUAUUAAAUAAGUCGCCGCAGUGCGUCUAUGCUGGCUUUGAUCCAACAGCAGACAGUUUGCACAUCGGCAAUCUACUCAUCCUGAUGAAUCUCUUGCAUUGGCAAAGAGCCGGGCAUCAAGUCAUAGCCCUCGUAGGAGGAGCUACAGGUUUGAUAGGCGAUCCCAGUCACAGGACGACAGAACGGGUCGAGAUGGAAAAGUAUUUGAUCGAGGAGAACCUGAAGUCCAUUACGAAGAAUAUAGAGACUAUAUUUAACAAUCAUCAGAACUAUUUCUGGAAGAACCAGCAGCAUCUGAAACCACUGAUCGUGGUGAACAAUUUGGAUUGGUACGCGAACGUGAACAUUAUCGAGUUCGUUAGAAAUGUUGGGAAGCACUUCAGGAUGGGCACGAUGCUGGGCAGAUCUUCCGUCCAGUCGCGACUGAACUCCGAUACCGGGAUGAGCUUCACCGAGUUCACUUAUCAGGUGUUCCAGGCGUACGACUGGUAUCAGCUGAUGAAGCGGUACAAGUGUCGCUUCCAAAUCGGCGGGAGCGAUCAGAUGGGUAACAUCAUGUCCGGAUACGAGCUGAUCACGAAGACCGGAAGGGAGGAAGUUUAUGGCGUAACGUUGCCGCUCAUCACCGCCGAGGGUGGUAAGAAGUUUGGAAAGUCUCUCUUGAAUGCGGUCUGGUUGUCCGUCACCAAGUCUUCGAGCUUUCAGCUGUACCAAUACUUCAUCAGGAUUAAAGACUCCGACGUCGAGAAGUUUUUAAAAUUGUUCACAUUUUUAUCGUUGAGUAAAAUCACCGAGAUUAUGGAUGCUCAUAUGAAAAGUCCGGAAUAUAGAACAGCGCAGAAAUUGUUGGCGGAGCAAGUUACACUUUUAGUGCACGGAGAGGAAGGAUUGUUGGCUGCGAAGCGCGCGUCUGCAGUCUUGUAUGAUCAGUCGAUCGAAUCUUUCGUCAGGAUGAAUGCGUCGGAAUUGGCAGAUGUCUUUGAACAUGCAACCAUAGUGGAUGUUUUAUCUGAGCCGGGGCUAACUAUAUACGAGUUAGCAAAGAAGGCAAGAUGCUUCAAGACUGAUCAUGACGCGGAACGGAUCAUAACGGCAGGCGGAUUUUAUGUAAAUCAUCAAAGAAUCACUAAUUUAAAUGAAGUGAUAGUUCCUGGCAUCCAUAUACUAAGUAACAAUCUAUCCUUACUUAGAGUUGGCAAGAAAACGUAUCAUAUAGUCCGAUGGCAAUGAUGAUGUUACAAAAGAUGUAUAUGUGUACAAAUUAUAAUAACUAAAACAUUUGAGUAUUAAAAAAAAUAAUUUAAA